AAGGGCUCAAACGCAGUCCAGUUGGAGACCAGAACGGAUCGCCGCCGGUUCCCAGAAGCAACUAAUCCCCCGAAACUACUGAAAACUAGGAAAAAAGAGUCUGAAAACCCCCGAAAACCAAGGAAAGAAAAGUGAAAAUGUCGCUGAUACCGUUCAUACUCGAUUUGGCCGAGGAGCUGCACGACUUCAACCGCAGCCUGGCCAUGGACAUAGACGACUCGGCCGGAUUCGGGCUGUAUCCCCUGGAUGCCACCUCACAGUUGCAUGCCCCACAGCUGAGUCGGGGGCUGGGGCGUGGGAACGCGAUGAUGUGGGUGCCCAUCAAGGGUCAGUCGCCGGUGCAGCAGCACCGCCACCAUCCGUACAACCGGGUGGCCGGUGCGAAGACCGUGUGCUGCAAUAAGUCGCUGCUGGAGCUGGAGAAGGAGCUGGGCGCCGACAAGGGCACUUCCGGCGGAAGUGGCGGCAGCGCCAGCGGUCAGCCGACGGCCAGCAAAUCCGCCUACUCGGUGGUCAAUCGCAAUGGCUUCCAGGUGAGCAUGAACGUGAAGCAGUUCGCCGCCAGCGAGCUGACCGUCAAGACCAUCGACAACUGCAUCGUGGUCGAGGGGCAGCACGACGAGAAGGAGGAUGGCCACGGGGUGAUCUCGCGCCACUUCAUCCGCAAGUACAUCCUGCCCAAGGGCUACGAUCCCAACGAGGUGCACUCCACUCUCUCCUCGGACGGGAUUCUGACGGUCAAGGCGCCGCCACCGCUUCCAGUGGCCAAGGGAAGCCUGGAACGGCAGGAGCGCAUCGUGGACAUCCAGCAGAUAUCGCAGCAGCAGAAGGAUGCGCAGCCGCCGAAGCCGGCAGAGCAGCAGCAGGCAGAGCAGUCUGCCAACGUUACCGUUCCCACUUCCACUACCACUUCUAUUCCAACUGCACCCACACCCGGAACCACUUCCACUUCCCCUUCCACUCCCACUGCCUCUCUCUCGCUCAGUCUCUCGGAGAGCAACGGCAAUGGCCAGGAGGAGGCGGAGAUGGAGUCGGAAGUAGCGGCUCUUUCGCCCUCUCCUUCCAGCGCGGCUGCUGCCACAGCCGCCGCUGCAGUGGAAGCCCCUUCCAGCGGCAACAAUGGCGUUGCAGAAGCAGAGCCCCUGGAAGUGGUUGCCAAAAACGAAGAGGCAGACAAGGAGGAGGAGCCCAAAGCCACCCCCACACCCAAACCCGUUGUGACCAGCGAAGGGGAGCAGAAGGCUGAGGAUGCCAAUGCCAACGAAGUGGCCGUCGCCUCGAAUAACGGUAACGGAGCCACCGCCGAAGCUGCCGAGGAUGUGGAAAUGCCGCUGGCCAAGAAGCCCGAAGAUUCCACGGCAGCAGAGGAGAGCAAAGAGGAGAAGGCGAAGGAGGAUGUGGAGAAGCUGGAGAAGGUGGAGGUGGAGAAGGGCGGCGAGGAGCUGGCCGCCGUGGAUGCGGCCAUACUACUGGCCAAGAACCAGGGCGAGAACGGAGCCACUGCAGCCAAGGGAGCUGAGGAGCUGGCCAAGAAAGGCGAAACCAAAAUGGCGCUAUCCACUCUUCUGUCGCUGGUGGACGAACUCCAGGAGCCCCGCAGCCCCAUCUACGAGUUUGGCCUGGGGCUGAAUCCGCACUACCUGCAGCCCCAUGGCAACCAGCGUCGCCGCUCGAUCAACGGUUGCCCCUGCGCCCCGCUCAUCUGCCCCUCGUCGCCCGCCGGCCAGGUGCUGGCCCUUCGUCGCCAGGUGGCCAACCAGAACGACAUCCACUGGCCGGCCACCGCUCAGGUGGGCAAGGAUGGCUUCCAGGUGUGCAUGGACGUGGCCCAGUUCAAGCCCAGUGAGCUCAACGUCAAGGUGGUGGACGACUCCAUCUUGGUCGAGGGCAAGCACGAGGAGCGCCAGGAUGACCACGGCUACAUCAUGCGGCACUUUGUGCGCCGCUACAAGGUGCCCGAGGGCUACAAGCCGGAGCAGGUCGUCUCGCAGCUGUCCUCCGACGGCGUGCUCACCGUCAGCAUUCCCAAGCCGCAGGCCAUCGAGGACAAGUCCAAGGAGCGCAUCAUCCAGAUCCAGCAGGUGGGUCCGGCCCACCUCAACGUCAAGCCGAACCAGGCCAGCGAGCUGAAGGGCAAGGAGAACGGAGCGGCCAACGGCACCCCCAAGGCCAGCGCCGCCGCCAAGUAGAGCCCACCUGGAGAUCAUCGAAUUCCUGUGGUACUCCUUAAAAUCAUCGAUAGAAUCAACUCCAUAUUCCACUGCCAAAGCACCCGUCAUUCCCUCACAAAUAUGUAUGUUCCUUAUUUAUUUCAUUGCAUUUGUAACGAGCUAAGGACUUGAAGAAUAAGUUAUUAAAUCACCUGGUGUGAAGAGUUAAACUUA
This is a messenger RNA of Drosophila biarmipes, 2384 nucleotides long. Its product is annotated as heat shock protein 67B1. The transcript is spliced from 2 exons. The record is from RefSeq and is a predicted model, not a curated record. Gene Ontology annotation, molecular function: protein folding chaperone. Gene Ontology annotation, biological process: response to heat; protein refolding. Lineage: Eukaryota; Metazoa; Arthropoda; Insecta; Diptera; Drosophilidae. The coding region runs from base 138 to 2189 and encodes 683 amino acids.